Molecule: messenger RNA, 1733 nt
Organism: Planococcus citri (citrus mealybug)
Lineage: Eukaryota; Metazoa; Arthropoda; Insecta; Hemiptera; Pseudococcidae
Product: serpin B3-like
Exons: 7
Coding region: 143-1357 (404 amino acids)
Molecular function (GO): serine-type endopeptidase inhibitor activity
Source: RefSeq, a predicted model, not a curated record
CGUUGUUGUUUAGCAGUUAUUUAAGAGGACUAUUGUGUUUUGAUUGAUUUUGAUUUCUCCCAGUCCUAGUGUUUAGUGUUGAGUGUUGACGUGACGUGAUACAGUGAUAAUUUGCUUUCACUAUUCGAACUGUUUUUUGAAAAUGGAUAAGUUACAUUACAAGAAAGAAAUUUCACGUUCAGAUCAUGGAAAUAUUCUUCAAAAGUUAUUGCUAUCAAACAGUAAAUUGGCGCACGAUAUCUACAAGGUUCUAACUCAGGAGUGUACUGGAAAUCUAAUUUUCUCACCCAUCAGCCUGCAAAUUGCGCUAUUGAUACUGUUCAGUGGCGCGAACAAAAAGACGGCAGAGGAACUCAAGAGUGGGUUAAAUUUAACUGAAGAAAAAGACGAAGUCCUUCAGGGAACGAGUUCCUUAUUGGAAAGUUUACAAAAUUCAUGUUUGAAAGUAGCGUCUCAGAUGUUCAUCGCCGAGAAAUUUCCCAUGAAAAAAUCAUAUGAACAAUUGGUUGCGAAGUAUUUUGAGUCUAUCUAUCAAACUGUUGAUUUUGCUAAAUUUCCCGCCAAAAUAGCAGAUAUGAUCAAUUCAUGGGUAUCUGAGAAAACGAAUAAUUUAAUCACUGAAAUAAUUACUUCUGAUGCUCUGAAUAAAAAUACUGCCAUGAUACUGUUGAAUGCUGUGUAUUUCAAAGCAGACUGGUCUCAUAAAUUCAAUUACUAUUCUACGAGGAACGAAUCGUUUCAUGUGUCCCCAGACCAGUGUAUUGAGAUUUCUAUGAUGAAGAAAUCUAGCCAUAUGCAGUAUUCAAAGCAAAAAUCGUUCGGAAUUCUUGAAAUUCCUUACCUGGGUGGAAAUGAUUUGCGUUUUCUGGUUUUUCUGCCUGAUAAAAUCAAUGGAUUGCCUCAAGUCGAAAGUGCAUUAUUCGAAACUGAAUUCCAAGAAAUGCUCAGUGAGGUAAAAACCAUUUGGGUAAACUUGAAGUUACCCAAAAUGAAAGUUGAAGAAUCAAUCAACGUGAAACACAUUUUAGAAAAACUUGGUAUGAAAGAGAUGUUCAACCCGAAUUCUGCGGACUUUUUUGAUAUGUUCUCUCGUGAAGUGGUUAAUGACGUUUUAUUUGUGAACGAUCUCUUUCACAAAGCUGUCCUUAAGGUUAAUGAACAUGGAACAGAAGCCGCUGCUGCUACUCACGUAAGUUUAUGUGGCGGUGGCAGUGUACCAGAAAUGAUCGAUUUUCAUGUCAAUCGGCCAUUUAUUUUCAUGAUUUUACAAAAAGACUUGAUUCUAUUCAUGGGUAGAGUUACUAAUCCUCAGAGUUAUGGUGAUGAUCCUCAGGAAUUUCAACCCGGUUACUUCUAAAUUCUAUUUUUUUCACGUAUAUUUUUACUCGUUUUCGACGAAGCUACUCGAAAGUGAAAUUGGAAAUGGAUAGGUUUUUAUUUUAUUUUCUUCGCGUGAAAAAAUGACGUUGUAGUUACUUUUGUUUUGCUCCCGUUUUUACCAGUUGAUGAGAUAACAUUGUACAGAUACAAAUAAUAUUGAAUUUUCCAUUGUAUACUUUAAAGUACGUAAUUAUGUAUUAUUCUGUUUAUGUGUUUCACUAUUUUUGUCAUUACUUUAAUCGAUCAGGAGAUGAACAAAAUAUUAAACGAUUUUACGAAAUGUUUUUAUGUCUACUUCGUGUUUAUUGCUUGAAAGUUGAGUAAAGAAUCUAAUACUCUUCUUUUAAUUACUA